Diutina rugosa is the source of this 2916-nucleotide messenger RNA. RefSeq names its product isoleucine--tRNA ligase. The record is from RefSeq and is a predicted model, not a curated record. The coding region runs from base 1 to 2916 and encodes 971 amino acids. The transcript has a single exon. Gene Ontology annotation, cellular component: cytosol. NCBI's taxonomy places the organism in Eukaryota, Fungi, Ascomycota, Pichiomycetes, Serinales, Debaryomycetaceae. Gene Ontology annotation, biological process: isoleucyl-tRNA aminoacylation. Gene Ontology annotation, molecular function: isoleucine-tRNA ligase activity; tRNA binding; ATP binding.
AUGCUAAGAGGGCUAGCGAUCCGCCGGCUCCACGGCUCGACGAUUGCUCGAAGUGAUAAAGUCAACUACUCUAAGACCCUCCAGCUUCCUAAGACAGCCUUCGGUCCGAAAAUCCCUCAAGGAGACGCUCGCAGCCAGCUCAUCGAUACCACCUCCAGCGACAUCUACCAAUGGCAGUGGCAGGCUCGUGCCAGUGUGCCCCAAUUUACUCUCCACGAUGGUCCUCCUUAUGCCAACGGUGAUCUCCAUAUGGGUCAUGCCCUUAAUAAAAUCCUCAAGGACAUCAUCAACCGGUGGGAGCUUCUUUACUCUGGUAAGCGCAUCAACUAUCGCCCCGGGUGGGACUGCCACGGGCUUCCCAUUGAGAUGAAGGCGUUGGAACGUCACAUUGCGGCCAAGCAAGACCCGAAGACUCUUACUGCUUGUGAGAUUCGGUCUACGUGUCGAGCUUUAGCUCUGGAGAUGAUUGACAAGCAGCGCACUCAGUUUAAGGAGUUUGCCAUCAUGGCCGACUUCAGUCAGCCUUAUAUCACCAUGACUCAUGACUACGAAAUCAGCCAACUCAAAGUGUUUCGCAAAUUGAUGGAAAACGGGCUUUUGACGCGUCAAUUGAAACCAGUGUGGUGGGGGUGUGAAACGACCACAGCGCUCGCCGAAGCCGAGUUGGAAUAUAACGAAAAGCAUAAGAGCACGGCUAUCUUUGUUAAGUUCCCCAUGGUGCUGCUGGAGCUUACCACCAAACUUCAAAGCCAAGUACCGCAAAUAUCGUCGAUUAAGCUUUUAAUUUGGACGUCGACGCCCUGGACGAUUCCUGCUAAUCAAGGUAUCUGUAUCAACCGGAAUUUUGACUACGGCUUAGUACGCAAUAAAGCCACUGGAGAACACUUGGUGGUUGCCACUGAGCUUGCGGAGCUGGUGGCUAAGCUUCAUGACGAUUAUGAAGUUGUUGACGGAGUUACCAUCACCGGUGAGGAAUUAUUGGGUCAGAAAUACGUCCACCCUGCGUCCCAGACUACUCAGGAAUUCCCCGUGAUCCAUGGUGACCACGUAUCCGCAGCGGCUGGGUCCGGUUUAGUGCACACUGCCCCUGCCCAUGGUGGUGAAGAUUACCUCAUUGGUAAAAACCAUGGGUUCUUAAUUGCUUCCUCAGUGAAUGGGGAAGGGCGCUACAUCAAAGAUAAUAUCCCUAAAGGGUACCAUGGCCUCGCCGACGCUAAAGUCACUGCUGGUGCCACCAUCGCCAAUGUCAUCAACCUUAUGACUGAGAACGAUAUGAUCUACCAUGUGAACAAGAAGUUCAUCCACUCCUACCCUUACGACUGGCGAUCGAAGACUCCCGUGAUUCAACGAGCUACCCCUCAAUGGUUUGUUAACGUCGAACGCAUCAAGCAAGUGGCCAGUAAGGCAUUGGACGACGUCGAAUUUGUGCCCCAACUGGGUAAGAACAGAUUGCUGCUGUUUGUGCAAAACCGUAACGAAUGGUGUAUUUCCAGACAACGGACUUGGGGGGUGCCUUUACCUAUCGUUUACAAUAAACACACCGAUGAACCGGUGGAAAGUCUAGCCGUGGUUGACCACAUCAUCGCCAAGAUCGACGAGUUCGGUACCGAUGAAUGGUUCACUGAAGAAGACGAUAUACUGAGAUGGUUACCGGAAGGGGUCAAUGGUGCUGACUACGUCAAGGGUAAAGAUACGAUGGACGUGUGGUUUGACCUGGGGACGUCAUGGACGACGCUUCUCUCGUCUCCAGUGGAAGCAGGCUUCUCUAACGACGAGCCAUUGGCUGAUAUAUACCUCGAAGGUAGUGACCAGCACCGCGGCUGGUUCCAAUCGUCCUUGCUUAAUAAGAUCGUCAGUUCGGGCGUUGGCGGCGAUAACUUCAAACCGGUGGCUCCCUUCGCCAAGAUCAUUACCCAUGGCUUUACGUUAGACAAAUCGGGUCAAAAGAUGUCUAAGUCAAAGGGGAAUGUCAUUUCCCCCGCUCAUGCCAUGGCCGGUGGUGGCAAACCUUUCUUACCGGCUUUGGGAACCGAUGGCCUUCGUCUUUGGGUGGCGUCGCUGAGUUACACUAGUGAUGUCGCUGUCAGUCCCGAAGUGCUCUCACGAGUAUUUGAAACCGUGAAGAAAUUGAGGGUAACGUUCAAGUUCCUUUUGGGCAACUUAUACCAAUUCAAGCAACCGGUGGACUACGAAAACCUUGCGCCCUUGGACAAGUACGUGUUGUCUAAGUUAGCCACCCUUCAACAACGGGCCAUUACCAACUUUGAGGACCAUGGCUACCAAAAGAUUAUCAAUGAUCUCAACACUAAUAUGAACACUGAGCUCAGUGCGUUAUACUUUGACAUCUCCAAGGAUUGUCUUUAUACUGAUGCUGCCGACUCUUCUCGCCGCCGAGCUAUUCAAACGGUCAUUGCCGAAGUUGCUAAAGUGUAUCUCUCGAUCUUGGCUCCCAUUCAACCGAUUUUGGUCCAGGAAGUAUGGCAUGAGUACCGUCAAUUGUUUAAUAUUGAUGAGCCCACUCCCUUCCACAAACCGUGGUCGUAUUACCAAGUGCCCCAACAAUUCCACAACCCUGAAGUUGAGACUGAAUUUGCUGAAAUUUGGGCCCUUAGAGACCAAGUAUACCGCCAAAUGGAACAACUCCGAAACGACGGUGGGUUCAAGAAUAAGUUGGAGUUGAAGCUCCACCUCAAACUGGACUCGCCCGUCAUUGCCAAGCAUCAACAAUGGCUCGACGACUACUUCCUCGUGUCUGAAGUCGAAGUCAAUACUCCCCCUGAAUCGGAGGUGCUCUCCUCAUCGGACGUGGUCGACAUUGUUCGUUCGCCUCACGCCAAAUGCCCUCGGUGCUGGAAGUUUAUCGCUCCUGAGCCGGAGACGUUGUGCCAGAAGUGUGAUGCGGUUGUAAAUAGCUAA